This is a messenger RNA of Puccinia triticina, 1479 nucleotides long. RefSeq lists its product as uncharacterized. The transcript has 4 exons. The record is from RefSeq and is a predicted model, not a curated record. NCBI's taxonomy places the organism in Eukaryota, Fungi, Basidiomycota, Pucciniomycetes, Pucciniales, Pucciniaceae. Gene Ontology annotation, molecular function: fatty-acyl-CoA binding. Gene Ontology annotation, biological process: fatty acid metabolic process. Bases 1 to 1479 code for a protein of 492 amino acids.
AUGCCAGCAACACCAGGCAGUAAUCCACACGCAAGCAGACUGUCAUCAUCCAGACUAGAAAGUGUUCGGAAGGACAGCUUAGCGCAACCCAAGGCCAAGCAACACUCUUCCUCCGCCGGCUCGAGGUCGACUUCGUUGUUAGGAAGGCCUGGCGUAUUACCACCAACCAAUCAGAGUACCAACUCCCCCCUCUCCAAUGAUGGCCAUGAUGACUAUCAAGAAGAUGACGAGGACGGAUUUAUUGAACCAUUAUUUCAAACCGCUUUGCACAUAGUUCAAUCCUCCUUGCCGAAAUCUGGCCAGAUUCAACCAACCUAUAACGAUAAGCUAUUACUCUACUCACUAUUCAAGCAAGCCGUCCAUGGUGAUGUCAAGAGCUCGACGGUUUCCAAAAGGCCGGGAGUAUUCGAUAUGUUGGGCAGGGCAAAGUGGGACGCUUGGAAGGCUAAAGAAGGCUUAUCCUGUUCAGAAGCUAAAAGGUUGUACAUCGAAUCAGUAUUGAAGCUUCUGCGCUCUCAUCGAGAUCGGCCGGAGGCUAGAUUAUUAAUUGAAUCGCUCUCGGGCUACGAAGCUUACUCGGCAGGAGCUGAUCACCUGAGUGACUCGGAUGAAGAUUUAUACUCAGAACAGAAAAUCGAAAUCCCGACGUCAAUACCAGGCAGUCUACGAACAGCGAGCGGCAAAGAACGAGCACAGGGGGGAGCGGACGAAGAAAGAUCCGAAUCAACAUCGAUAUCAGACGAAAAAUCCGCAGAAGAAGAAGAUGUUAUUCAGACGUCAGGAUUGGGCCCAUAUAAGAGCUCUUCCCAACUCCCCGAUCCAAUCAACUCCUCCGAAACUCAUAUCUUGCCGCCCCACUCGCCGAGAGCCAUCGGAACUGCAUCCGGAAGCUCUUCUGGACCACGCAGCCAAUCACCGUCCGCCAAAAAUGACUCAAGCCCACCCCAGGCAAGCUUAGUCUCGGUCGGAAGUGAUCCAAUUGAACGGCCAGAGCCACGAUUUACAUACGCACAGGUCCAAAGACUUGUCGACCAAACCCCUCAAAGCCUCCCAUUCACCUCCCACACUCUCCGCUCGCCUCUCAAGAAUCACCCCCACUCACACACAGACUCCGUUCGCCUUCAUCCUCCCCAUUCCUCUGAUGACCAGUAUUUCUCUUCGCAUGCCCUUUUACAGUCCAACCUUCAUAAACUCAAUCAAGCCAUCGAUUCUCUGCAAAUUCUGAUCUCCAAAAUCGAGCAGCAUCAUUUCCAACCGUCCUCCGAUCCCUCCCCACAAAAUAGAAGCAACUCGAGUCCUUCCCCUCCCUCUCCUCAUCCUCCGCAUAAACUGAAUUCCUUACUUUCACUCUCCCGACUGCGCACCUUGGUCCGUAAUAUUUGGCUUAGACGGUUCUUCUUCGACCUUUCCCUCUUCUUCGUCCUGAUCAAAGCUUUGAAAUUCUUCAACAAACGUCCUUCACAGCUCAUCUCCUCUUAA